[Candida] anglica is the source of this 939-nucleotide messenger RNA. The record is from the annotation of a GenBank genome assembly. NCBI's taxonomy places the organism in Eukaryota, Fungi, Ascomycota, Pichiomycetes, Serinales, Debaryomycetaceae.
AUGAAGAAAAUUAAUGCUACCCUUGUGAUGAUGAUUGGGUUGGUUGUUGCAACAACCCUUCAUUCACAAUUGGUCUCACCGGUCAACCCAUCGAUUGGUCAAGAGAAGUCCAAAGUACUGCUGGCUCACAAGCUUGUAGAGUCACAUCAUCGGGUGGUUUCACCAAGACCACAACCGCAGAUCGUGUCCUCGUCAUCGUCAUCGUCAGCCCCACCCAAAUCAUUUGAUGACGACGAUGACAAUGAAUCUCAAUCUCAGGACUCCAGCCUUGCCACUACUACGACACCCUUUUCUGCCUCCUCCUCGUCUCCACAACCAGUUAAAGUUCAUUUGAACUCUCAUAAAUCAUACAUCCAUGAUUUCUUUGUCCAUGAAUCCAAAAAUAAACCAGUUAAGGCCGCUUCGUACACCGAUCCAAGGUCACCCGAGGGAAAACUCAAAACGGUCAUCACAUCCUAUGGCGAUAAAAUAUCCAAUCAAAACGACUUGAAACCAUACACUGAGCAUAUAGUGGAGGAGAACCGCGACACAGAUGUGCGCUAUAACGAUAUAAGCUACAAGAAAUAUGGACGAUUGGUGGUGACCUCCCCAUCGUCACCAUCAGAUAUACACUACCAUUACGCCUCCAGUUCCAAAUUGGACGUUCCCAAGUUCAUGGAGUACCUCCUUGACAACGGGUUCUCGAUAGAGGAUUUAGAUUUCCUACGUCAAAAUGAUUUGAAUUAUGGAUUUGAUGAAAUAGAACGGGAAUUAGAAAAAAUUAAUCGUGAUAAGGCUGAGGCUCCACCACCAAGAACGAUCCAAAUUGGAGGAGAAGAAGACAUUGUGAAAGGUGGAACAAGUUCCACAUUUGCACCACCACCUCUCCUCUACUUGAUAACUAGCCUAGUUUUCGUUCUUGUUGCUACUUCCUUCCAAAACGUCUACAUUGGUGCUUGA